GAUUUUACCAAUCUACUAAAAACUACACAUUUUGAAAAAAAAAAAAUUUAAAAAUAGUCAAUUCUAAGUAUAUUUUUUAAACAAAAUGCGCGUAAUGAAAAAAUGAAGUUUUUGAAGUUUUUCGCCGAUAACUUCCAAACGAAGUCCGUCCGACCUUUUUUUAUUUUAGAUUCUUAUAAAGCACCUAAAAACACAUAUUUUAAAAAAAACAAAACCUAAAAAAUCGAUAGGUUGCUAAACUAGAAUUAUGCCGGUACAUUAAACAUAAUUACCAUACUACCAUUUUAGAUCUAGAAAAUCAUAUAAAAAUAAGCUUGAACAUUUGAAAUUGAAACUUGAAAAUCAUUUAGAUAUUAAAGAACUUUAAUUUAUGAAAAAUCAUAAUUAAUAACGAGAAUUUGAUAAAAAAAAAAUACUAUCGAAAACUAUCGAUAGUUAUCGAUAGUCCAACUACAAAUAAUCGGAAAUUAUCGAUAGUCAUGACUAUCGAUUUUUCUCCACCACUACUUGGAGCACCACACAUUAAUUAUUGCAAUAGUCAUUUCGUAUUUCACCUUAUCAGUAGUCGAUGUGCAACCUGUAUAUCUUUAAUCGUGCUUGCUACCCACGAUCACAAUAAAAAAUUUUAUUAACAAUUUUUUUAAUAAUUUCCACAAUAAAUAUCGUGAAUAGACGUCUAUCUUAAUAGACUAUCUAAAAUCGUGGUCCAGGGCCGAGGCCCUGACGUUGAUAAGAAUUAACACAUACAUACAUACUCUUCCUAACGAGCAAUCAGUGUGACCAGUCUAUAAAACUAAACUUAUUAUACGCCGGUUCGCCACAAAUGAAAUGACGCUCAUCAAAUGAAUAAAUAAUGAUAACCGAUAAGAAUUAUUGCGUGCUCCAGGAAGAUGGCCGCCGCCGAGUCACGAUUUUGUUUACAUCUAUAAAAGUGUCCUUUGGUUGUGACCAUUUUGACGACGCCACGACGGUUAACGCUCAUAAAAGUAAAACACCGCGCACUGUGCAAACUUUACACGUACACUUACAUACACUUACGUAGUUACGUCUUACUCGGAGUAUAAUUUUGGGAAAAUCGUCGCCAGUCGGCACUCGCGACACGCCCAUUCGCGAUUUGCCAUCGGCCAACACUACUAUUGAAGAAUAAACAUAAUUUUACUUAUUUUUGUUAUGUAUUAACGUUUUGUCUUUUGUGAAAUAAAUAUCGUUGGUGCAAAUUAUUGGAGAUUGUAUGUCAUAUAACACCAGUAGUAAGUAUCUUUACCUAAUUUAAAACAAGCAAUUAAGAGGAUAAUUCAAUAUGAAACCGUUAAGAAGAACAAAUGACGAUUGCAAGAUAAAUUCCAAGUAUGAUGAUAUAAUUCACAGUUCUAAAGUGUUGUCAAUUCCACUUAUUAGAUGCGAUGAUCCAGUAUUUAAUGGCAUUAUCAAACAGGAAAAUAUUGAUAAUCAAGUAUUUAAUGGAAUGAUAAAAGAGGAAACUAUUGAUGAACCAAACCAUCAUAAUUAUAGUCAAUUAUUACAAAAAGGAACGAAAACUGAAGAAAAAAGAAACACAAUUGAUACCGAAAUUAAAGUAGAAAUGGAUUUUAUUGAUUGUUUUCAAUUUGAAGGAACAGUAUUAAACCAAUGCAACUCUUCAGAACUCUUUACUCAUAGGAAUUCGAACUUUACAUCUAACUGUUUAAGGACAAAUCCAUUGACUGAAAAAUGUGAUAAAAUGUCUACAGCAUCCAAUUUAACUGUGCAUACAAGAAUGCAUACCGGAAAAGAGCCGUAUAUAUGUGAUAUCUGUAAUCACAUUUUUUCUCGGAAAACAAAUUUAAUAACUCAUAUGAAGAUGCAUACCCUCAGAAAGCCAUAUAAAUGUGAUAUCAGUGAUAAGGGGAUUUCUACAGCAUCCAUUUUAACUGUGCAUACAAGAAAACACACCGAAGAAAGGCUGUUUAUAUGUGAUAUAUGUGAUAAGCAUUUUUCUAAAAAAUCUUCUUUACCAAGGCAUAUAAGGACACAUACCGGUAAAAAGCCGUAUAAAUGUGACAUCUGUGAUAAAAAGUUUUCUGUAGCAUUCAAUUUAACUGUACAUAAACGAAUACAUACCGGUGAAAGACCAUUUAAAUGUGAUUUAUGUGAUAAGCGGUUUCCUCACAAAUCUGCUUUAAUAACGCAUAUAUGUACACAUAUCGGUGUCAAGCCGUAUAAAUGUGAUAUGUGUGAUAAGCGGUUUUAUAGAUCAUUUAAUUUAACAACGCAUAUGAGGACUCAUACCGGUGUCAAGCCGUAUAAUUGUGAUAUCUGUGAUAGGAUGUUUUCUUUAUCAUCCAAUUUAGCAAGACAUACAAGGGUACAUACUGGUGAAAAGCCGUAUAAAUGUGAUAUCUGUGGUAAAAAGUUUUCUACAGUAUCCGUUUUAGCAAGACAUACAAGGGUACAUACUGGUGAACAGCCGUAUAAAUGUGAUAUCUGUGGUAAAAAGUUUUCUACAGCAUCCAUUUUAACUGUGCAUAAAAGAAUACAUACCGGUGAAAGACCAUUUAAAUGUGAUUUAUGUGAUAAGCGGUUUUCUUACAAAUCUGUUUUAACAACGCAUAUAAUGACACAUAUCGGUGACAAGCCGUAUAAAUGUGAUAUGUGUGAUAAGCGGUUUUGUAGAUCAUUUGAUUUGAAAACGCAUAAAAGGACGCAUACCGGUGUCAAGCCGUAUAAAUGUGAUAUGUGUGAUAAGCAGUAUUAUAGAUCAUCUAGUUUAACAACGCAUAUGAGGACUCAUACCGGUGUCAAGCCGUAUAAAUGUGAAAUCUGUGACAAGGAGUUUACCGUACUAUCCAGUUUAACAAGGCAUACAAGGAAACAUACCGAUGAAAGACCAUAAGAAAGUGAUAUCUGUGAUAAGCAGUUUUCCAAAAUAUCUAACAAAGCAUUCAAGGACAUAUAAGCCCCUCUCGAACGCGUUUCUUCUGUCAAAGACCUUGGGAUCUACCUAGUUCCUUCUCUUUCUUUCGAACAGCAUAUGAAUAUUACAGUUGGUAGAGCCUUUAAAGUUCUGGGUUUCAUAAAGCACAGCACUAGCCUUUUCACGUCCCCCACUUGUCUUCGUUCUAUCCAUUUCUCUAUUGUCCGCUCUAUUUUGGAAUAUGGAAUAGUUGUAUCGUACCCAUAUUAGGCUAAAGACCAAUUACGUUUGGAGCGAGUUCAAAACCGAUUACUGUCCUACGUUGCUUUUCUGCUCAAGAUUUAUCGCCCGCCCCAUGACUAUUCAUCCAUUAGAUCUUUCCUAAAUAUCCCUCUUCUUGCUCCGUGUAGAUGCUGACCUUUCAUUUAUAACCUCUCUUUUUAAUGGCACAGUUGAUGCCCCUCACCUUCUCUCUUCUAUCUCUUUCCACGUUCCCGUACAUUAUGCUAGAAAUCACUCCUUUACCUUGUCCCCUCUCACCGUUCCAACUACUCUCAUAACCAUCCUUUACACAGAAUGCUUCGCCUACUCAAUAACUCCUAGAUCCAUACAUGAUAUAUUGAAUUUAUAAAUUAACAUAAGUUAGUUACUUUUUAGUUAUAUUGUACCCUAUAAUGUAGUGUUUAUAAUGGUACUAAAUAUUUAGUUAGAUUGCGCUAUGAAUAACUGUGUUUCACCUUUUUUUUUUUUUUGUAAGAUUAUUUUAAUCACUAUUAUUAUUAUAAUUUUUCCUUAAUUAGAUUGUAUUGUAUCUCUUAGUAUUUCCAAUUGGUGUUGAAUAAACAAAUAAAUAAAUACUACUGUUCCUAUUGAUAAAAAUCGUUUAGAAAAAAAAAUAUAUAUUUUUAAUGUAGCUGUCGAUGAGGAUCUUUUAUACGAAAUACGUACUCGAUAAAUGAACUCAAUUUGUAUCGCUAUACAAGAUAUAAGGUACUCUAUACUUCCUAAAUUGUACAGGAUAUCAGAUACAAUAUUGUUCAUUUGUACCUAAGAUACUUGUAUAUUUGUAUCGAAGUUACUGUCUAGCCCAGCAGUCUAUAGGGGUAUAGGGCACCGAACAGUUAUAUUAUUAUGCAACUAUGUUUCAGCCACGUGCCUACUGGCCUUAAUUGUUCGCCUCAACUGGCUCAGAUACCGACGACUAAAUGGCGAACUCCGAGUCCACCGUGGCACCGUCUACAUCGCAUAUUAUCAUGUGUAGCACUAAGGCGAUUUCUAUACUUUUUAAUGACAAAGCAGAAAACCCAGAUUCACAUAUUAAGUAUGUGGUUGGAAAUGGUAAUAACUAAUAAUGCAUUUUCAGAUUCUCUAAUACUAAUAUGCGUACUUAUGUAUACUAAACUACUUUUUUCUUGAAAAUGAAAUGAAUAACUAAUAUUAAUAUAUAAGUUAUGUUUUCAUGACCCCUCAUAAAAACCUCUGCGACCCUAAUUUGGGUCCCAACCCAAGGUUGGGAAGCGGUGGUCUACCCAGUCAUAUUCCGCGUCAUAUCGGGGCCCGAACACCAGACCGAAUUCCCUCACGGAUACCGGCUGGUAAAAUCAUUUGUGUGCGCCACGAGUGUCAUCUCGCCAAACAAUAACCUAUUACAUUAAAUACAUUUCAUGCAUAUUUUAUUAUCAUCUUGUGCUCGUCUUCUGUGAAUUGCCUUCUGUAAGUAUCGUUUAGUCAUUUGAUCUGUUCAACCAUUUAAUAUUAUUCCCCAAUUCAGGGUGAAACACUAGGUAUAUCGCAACGUGUUAACGCGUCUCAUGAACACUAUAAACAAUGGACAUGGUCCAGAGCUUGAAACCGUUAUCAAAAAUGUCGGUUACCGCUAGGAAAUUCUAUAGUGGUAAACGUUGCAUAGGGGCGUGGCUUCAUUACGAUCACAAAAAACAUCGAAAAAUCUUUUGCCACCAGCAGUCUAUUUCGGACGUCAGACUGUGCGUCAACCUUGGAGGUAGGUCGAGAUCAAAAUUCGUGCUGAGCGGAUUUUCUAUGGAGGUAAUAUUUUCGAACUUGUGUUUUUUCCGAGUGAUUUUGCCACUUACAAUCUAAUUCGAUGUGGCUUUUAAUUAAAUAUGUUUGUAACAUUUAUAUAAUAUAAACAUUAUAAUAAAACUAUGUUUCUAAGCUCAUAUAUAUGUUUUCACAUCUUCUGAGGGUCGCUUGAGACACACAUUUUUAAUAACAUUUAUACGAAAAUAGUCCUUAUUGUUUCAAAAUCCAUAAUUAUUUGUGUUUUUCAAACUUUGAAUAACUUUUUUUGAAGUUCCAAUAAAGAAAAAAUAAAAACGAUAAUGCCCAGCAAAAGUUCUCGUUUUUAUGUGGUGAAAAUUUCGGUUCUUAGUUAUGACUGUCAUCUGUAGCGUUCUCAGUUCUUUUCCGUGCAAAACAGCUAGUUUUUGGUAUAUUGCACAUUUGAAAGACGGAGAGCCACAAUGUGCGGGUGCGAUGUCCUCUUAAAAUACUACCUACAUCUAGACAAGCCUUGUCUAGGCGUAGUAUAAGGUCUAUAAUCUAAACAACACACAUGCACAGUGAUAGGAAAAAUACCCAAGCUUGGGUUAACGUGCUUUUUUAUGAAUUAUUCCGUGUUUGGAGAGAACGUCGUUCAUAUAUAGUGAACGAUAGGUAUGUGAACGUCGCUCGUUUUUUGCAAAUAGAACGUGAACGUGAACGAGGUUUAUAUUUUUAAUGAA
This is a messenger RNA of Acyrthosiphon pisum (pea aphid), 5637 nucleotides long. Its product is annotated as zinc finger protein OZF-like. NCBI's taxonomy places the organism in Eukaryota, Metazoa, Arthropoda, Insecta, Hemiptera, Aphididae. Bases 1301 to 2872 code for a protein of 523 amino acids. Gene Ontology annotation, cellular component: nucleus. The record is from RefSeq and is a predicted model, not a curated record. Gene Ontology annotation, molecular function: DNA-binding transcription factor activity, RNA polymerase II-specific; sequence-specific DNA binding. Gene Ontology annotation, biological process: regulation of transcription by RNA polymerase II. The transcript has 4 exons.